Molecule: messenger RNA, 312 nt
Organism: Helobdella robusta
Lineage: Eukaryota; Metazoa; Annelida; Clitellata; Rhynchobdellida; Glossiphoniidae
Exons: 2
Biological process (GO): negative regulation of double-strand break repair via homologous recombination
Cellular component (GO): chromatin
Source: RefSeq, a predicted model, not a curated record
CUAAAGUUAUAUGCAGAGCAGCUAAUCUUGUCUUAUUUGGAAUUAUUAGUCAACUCGAGGAAUGAAUUGUCAUUGGCUACAGUCAUAAAUGUUCCAGAUCGAGAUAUUGACCAUCAAUCCUUUACACACAUCAAACACGAAGCUGCCAAAAGAAACUUAUCUAUAUAUCAGACCAUUCUUUCCUUCAUAACUCGAAUUCGAUUGGGUGGAAAGAGUUAUGCCCCUCCCAGUGACAAUCCACUGACCAACCAUAUCAAAGGGUUGUCAGAAUUUGUCGAUGUACUGAAUAAAUUGCACUCUAUAUUGGAGGAA